Molecule: messenger RNA, 981 nt
Organism: Ilex paraguariensis (yerba mate)
Lineage: Eukaryota; Viridiplantae; Streptophyta; Magnoliopsida; Aquifoliales; Aquifoliaceae
Source: the annotation of a GenBank genome assembly
AUGGAAGUAACAACGAAGUACAUAACAAUCAAGAAUCACAUAGAUGGAACGCCACAAGAGUCAGAUUUUCAUGUUAAAACUGCUGUUCUUUCCCUAGCAGUUGAGCCUGGAUCCAAUAAUGUUAUUGUCAAAGUACUGUAUUUAUCGGUCGAUCCGUAUCAGAUAAACCGAAUGAAGAGACACAGCUCCACGCAGAGAGCUGUAGAUUUUGCAGUUGGCAUAACUCCUGGUGAGGAGGAUUUGGUUGCUGGGGUAGUUACAUGGGGAGAGCAUAGCAUCAUCAGAGGGGGUAAUAUGCUGCGUAAGCUGGAUCCCAUGGGCUUUCCAUUGUCCUACAAUCUUGGAGUUCUAGGACCCAGUGGACUUACAGCCUAUUGUGGGUUCUUCCAAGUUUGUAAACCAAAGAAGGGUGAGAAAGUGUUUGUAUCUGCUGCUUCUGGAUCAGUUGGUUAUUUGGUUGGACAGUUUGCUAAGCUUCUUGGAUGCUAUGUUGUUGGCAGUGCUGGAAGCAAUGAAAAGGUAGAGUUGUUGAAAGAGAAGCUUGGUUUCGAUGAUGCAUUCAACUACAAAGAAGAAACGGAUCUCAAGUCAGCACUCAAAAGAUACUGCCCUGAUGGAAUUGAUAUGUACUUUGACAAUGUGGGAGCUGAAAUGCAAGAAGCAGCAGUAGCUAACAUGAACACAUUCGGCAGAGUUGCUGUUUGUGGGGUAAUCUCCGAGUAUACAGACAGUGGGAGACGAGCUGCACCCCAUAUGCUCGACGUUGUGUGCAAGAGAAUCACAAUUCAAGGCUUCUUAACUGCUGAUUACCUAAACAUAUACCCAGAGUUCAUUUCAACAAUGGCUAAUUACUUGCACGAUGGUAAAAUUAAGGUUCUUGAAGACAUUUCAUACGGGGUGGAGAAUGUCCCCUCGGCUUUUAUAGGACUAUUUCGCGGCUAUAACAUUGGGAAGAAGAUUGUUGAAAUCGCAGAUAACUGA